This is a messenger RNA of Aspergillus pseudonomiae, 3495 nucleotides long. RefSeq names its product terpene cyclase/mutase family protein. The record is from RefSeq and is a predicted model, not a curated record. The transcript has 3 exons. Gene Ontology annotation, cellular component: lipid droplet. Gene Ontology annotation, biological process: triterpenoid biosynthetic process. NCBI's taxonomy places the organism in Eukaryota, Fungi, Ascomycota, Eurotiomycetes, Eurotiales, Aspergillaceae. Gene Ontology annotation, molecular function: intramolecular transferase activity. Bases 1 to 3384 code for a protein of 1127 amino acids.
AUGACGACUGGAUAUCGAGAAUCCGAACGUGUCUUCAGGGAAAGAGAGCAGUUACUUCCAGAGGUAGAGCAAACUCUACGACGUUCUAUGGACUAUACAUAUAAUGUGGUACACUCCGAUGGACACUGGUGUGGGGAGAUGAGGUCAAAUGUCACCAUAACAGCUGAAUAUAUCUUUCUCCGACAGGCUCUGGGGCUCGACCUGAAAGCUGAUGGUGCGGCCUAUUGUCGCUACAUACUAUCUCAGCAAAACUGUGACGGCUCCUGGGGUCUAGCGCCCGAGUUUCCAGGCGAUGUCUCGACCACCACCGAAGCGUAUCUCGCGCUGAAAAUAUUAGGGGUGAAUGUAGACGUCCCAGCCAUGCAACAUGCCAGAGCAUUCAUUCUCCAUGCGGGAGGGGUUGCCAAGGUUCGUGUGUUCACUCGCAUCUUCCUGGCAACCUUCGGCUUGUUUCCAUGGAAUGAAGUACCUCAGCUCCCUGUGGAACUGGUUCUGCUCCCCUCCACAUGUCCGAUCAACAUCUACAAGUUCGCAUCUUGGGCCCGCGGCACCAUUGCCCCUCUCUUGAUCAUCUGCCAUCAUCAGCCGGUCUAUGCGCUCCCGAAUGGAAUAACGGCGGAGAAUGACUACCUAGACGAGUUAUGGCAAGAUCCAACUAGCAAAACUGCGCCCUACGGUCCAUCCCUCUGGGAGCUGCUAUCCCAGGGCGACAUCACUGGGCUGACAUUCAGCAUCCUGGACAAACUGCUUUAUCAACUCAACGGACUUCGCUCAGUCCCUUUCCUCAGAUCGUACGCACGGCAGCAAUGCAUGAAAUGGAUUUUGGAGCGCCAGGAACCCACCGGCGACUGGGCCGGGAUCUUCCCGCCCAUGCAUGCCAGCGUGUAUGCGUUCAUGCUGGAAGGGUACAAACUGGACGAUCCCCCUGUCAGUCUUGGCAUCCAGGCGAUUGAGAAUUUCGCCUGGGAGGAUGCAGAAGGGAAAAGGGUCCAACCUUGCGUUUCACCUGUAUGGGACACGACUCUAAUGUCAAUCGCUCUCUGCGAUACCGCAUCACCCGACCAGCAGAUCGUCGAUCGUGCUAUUCAAUGGAUCCGAGACCGUCAAUUGCUUGAACCCCGCGGAGAUUGGCGUGUAUACCGGCCCCAUCUUGCGCCGGGGGGGUUCAGCUUCGAGUACACAAACAGCCACUAUCCCGAUAUAGACGACACGGCAGCGAUUAUCCUUGCGCAAGUGAAGCAUGACGCGAGAUCGUGUCAUUCACCCUCCGUGAUUGCCGCAGCUACAUGGAUUCUGGGCAUGCAGAAUCCUGACGGAGGAUGGGCUGCCUUUGACGUGGAGAAUGAUAAGCUAUUUCUCAACAAAAUCCCGUUCAGCGACAUGGACAGUCUAUGUGACACGUCCUGCGCCGAUAUCACCGGGCGAAUCCUGGAGGCCUUCGGACUGAUGAUUCUCCGCGCCCCAGAAAAAGGCAACGCCAGCCAGCUGAGCCAACUUGGUCCCGCGAUACGUGCAGCGUGCAGACGAGCUAUCCAAUACCUUGCCUCUACGCAGGAGACUAAUGGGUCCUGGUUCGGCCGAUGGGGGUGCAAUUACAUUUAUGGGACUAGCCAUGCACUGUGUGGUCUGGCGUACUUUUCUCAAGACGAGACACUGAUUCCUACCUUGGCGCAACCAGCGUUGCAAUGGCUGAAGUCUCAGCAAAAUGAUGACGGCGGGUGGGACGACACGAGUAUCGAAUCCCCUACGGCAGCUGCAGCAAUGGGUCUCCUCUCUGUCUUUGGCCGUGCACGGCCAGCAACUAUACCCACCGAUCGGAUUGUCCCUCUUCGAUACUGGGAUGAUUUGCACUAUCUACGUAGUCUUAGCCAUGACUUUACCUUCCGCUUUGACGACGUUCUUGAUGCCUCAAAACUCGAGGGAGCGCUGAACCGGCUGAUGGAAAUCGGCGACUGGGGUCAAUUGGGGGCUCGUCUGCGACUGAAUGAUAACGGAAAGCUCGAAUAUCACAUCCCGAGUGAGUACGACAAGAGCACCCGCCCCGCAUUCGGGUUUACCACCGAGAAGUAUGGGAUGGGCAUCAAUGAACACCCGUUGGGCGCACGGCUGCCGAAAACCGGCCAGGACCAGUCUGUCCUGUCGCCAUCCUGCGCGGAGUUUGCGCCACUGGUCCGCCAUGCAGAUAGUCCCCGAGAGCUGGCCGACUGGAUCUAUUCCGACCGUGGGCAGCUCCAUGUCCAUGUUGCGGUCUUUGAAGAUGCAACCCUUCUGACGGUUAGCUAUCUUCACACCUUUUUCGACGCCGUCGCGCGGACCAAUUUCUUCAAGGCAUGGAUAGCUGUCCUCGAUGGCCGGGAGGAAGACGUGCCGCCUUUUGUUCCUUUUGACCAGGACCCCUUGGGCGAUUUGGGCAAGGGAGUCCCUCGGGAGAACUAUACCCACUUCCAACGGCUCGUUAUCGGACUGAGUCUCGUACUCUUUGGGCUCAGGUACUUAUUUGAACUUUUCUGGUUCCGACAGGAGGAAGAGCAUCCCAUCCGGGUGCCGGGACACUGCGUGGAACAGAUGAGGCAAAAUGCUCAAGAGGAGCUGGCCGCUUCGACCCCGGAGGGAGCCGAAGCGCCCUUCCUGAGCGAGCCUGAUGUCGUCUCCGCGUGGUGGGUGAAGACCAUGGUCACAGCCCUCAACCCUGCGCCCGGCCGUACCGUCAUGGUGAUGAGCCCCUUCAAUGUAUGGGGUCUGUUCAAGGAAUCGUUCCCUGCCGGCGCGAAGGGCUUCAUCGGCAAUGCAUUCUUCAACUCAUACACGGUGCACAAGACGAGCGAGGUCCUCAAAGAUAACAACUUGGCAUACCUGGCAUCCAAGAAUCGGCAGGCGCUCAUGGAGCACAGAACCAAGGAGCAAGUCCAAGCGAUGACUGCCAUUCAACGAGACUCGUUCAUGCAGAUUCCACCUCUCGUCGGCGAUUCGAGCCUGCUCUUCAUGACACAUACCAACCAACACAAAGCCAGGUAUUUCGAGACUGACUUCUCCGCUGCUGUUGUUGCCCCCGGUCUGCCUCUCAAAGACAGACCUCAUGCACUGGGCAGACCGUCUUACAUCAACGACAUUGAGCAUUGCCGCCUGUAUCCUACUCGGAAUGUCUGUAGGGUGAUUGGCAAGGAUGCCGCAGGAGACUGGUGGCUUCUCUUCAAGACGCGCUCUGAGGCUUGGCCUUCGAUCCACAAACAGUUGAUGACUUUGCUUGACAUCGACGAGGUGCAGGCAGGGGACGUCUCCAAUGCAGCAAGCCUUCCGUACAACGAAAGCCCGUCGGGCAAGACGUAUUCCGAGGCUAUGGGAAUGCUUCUGCAAAUCCGUCUUCUUUGGAGGCUUUUAGUAUAAGUAGCAUGUCCGUUUGUAUCCUAGAUAUAUGGGCCCUUCUAAAUUGAACUGUCUGGGUGAGGAGUCCCUCUGAAAGGCUUCAGAGUAUUAUGGUGAUUUUAUCGAAGAAUG